This is a messenger RNA of Rotaria sordida, 309 nucleotides long. Lineage: Eukaryota; Metazoa; Rotifera; Eurotatoria; Philodinida; Philodinidae. The record is from the annotation of a GenBank genome assembly.
AUGGAUAACAUUAAGGAUGUUGAUCUUACUAAUCUAUCUUGGUUAAAAAUAUCACAUAGUAGAGAAUUUCAACCGACAGUUGAAUGUUCAAAUAAUUAUAUUGAUGAUGAUCUUCAAUGUCUCUGUUGGAUUAUUAAAAUGCGACCAACUUCAUAUUCUUCUCAUUCACUUAAAAGACUAUCUGUAACGACAAAUAAAGUUAAGCAUUAUCGUAAUUCUAAUCGUUUAUUAUCAUAUCCUAAUGUUUUUGAUCACUCUCUUAAUACUGUAACGAAUGCAGUAAUUGAUACGGGAAAUACGAAUGAGUAA